UGGCUUUGAGGUUAGGGCACUGGAGGUCGCUGUAAAAAUGGGAAAUUCUUAAGUUUUUUUAAACAAUUUCGUGAAUUUCUUGAUAUAGAUAAAGAUGUCCUCGAAGCUCCUCAACUUUCCAGCAGCAACAACAACGAGAUUUGUGAGUAAUUCCACGACCAGCAGCAGCAACAGCAGCCGGAUCCCUUCCAGCGUCGUCUGGAACUACGAUAAUCUCCGGUUGGCGGAGGUGCUCUGCCCGGUGUGUCAAUCCGUGUUGGUGGAGCCGGUCUUUCUUCCGUGCAAGCACCUGUUUUGCCGCGAUUGUCUCAGCGGAACGAUCGAGAAAAACUCCCUCUGCUGCCCUUGUUGUCGCAAGCGCUUCGGAACGUGGUACCGGCAUGCCUCGCGUGGGAACACGCUCGUUCACGAGCGACUUUGGGAAGCAAUCCAAAGUCAGUUCCGUGAUCUGCUAGAGGACGAGAGCAGCCCGAGAGCAUCAAAAGCGGCCACGGCAUCGCAUACCAACACCUUUCCCAAACUGAACAGUCCCGGAAGCCUGCGGAAGGAAUACAACGAAGAACUGAAACGCUAUCAGCAGGAGCUGCUGGAGGAGAAGCAGAAGGAGGUGAUCGCGUCCGAGCAAUACAUUAUCAAUCUGUACAAACAGGAGGGUGUCAUCGAUCUGGCCGACAGCAGUAGUCAUGUGUCGGUUUCGUCGGCCACCACCCCGGACCUUCAGGACAACGGCACGACGGGAUUUGGUACCAAGAGCCACACCACCUCAUCGUUGGCUGGUCCUUCAUCAUCAUCACAUCAAUUGGCCGCGGCGAAAGCGGCUACUUACGGCGGCACCAUGGCUGCGGCAGACAGUCGUAGCGAAAAGAUAGUCGCAACCAACAGAUCAUCACGGGCCUCUCCGUCGAAUGGAAGUGUCAUCUCCAUUUCGUCCACUUCCUCGGCCGUGUCGGCCGUCACGAGUACAUCGUGUGUAUCGUCCUCGAUAUCGGAACGAUUCAGCAUCAUCAAAUCCGUCACCCAGACCCUUGGCCGCAGUGCCGAGCUGGUAAAACAGAAAGCCACCGACCUGACACAGCGGCUCUCGUUCGGGAAGCAAAAGACGACGACGACAACGAAUGCCAUCGAUCUGAACAAGAGUGAGUUGUGCAUGAAACCGACGGAACUGCACAAAACCGAGCAACGGGGUACCGUUGACGGGGAUGAUGAUGGUGAAGCGGAUGAAACCGAUAGCUUGAAGGCAGAACAGAACCAUUUCGUCCCGAUCCAUGCAUCACUGCCAAAGAGCAGCUUUUCCCUGGAUACCGUUUUCCGUGUUCCGCCGAAACGUACACCUCAAGCGUGCACCAAAUACACGCUGACGCCCAGGAAGUGUUCAAUACGGCCCCUACUCAGUCCGGUCGCCGGCGCCAGGUCGGCUUUCUCGGUUGUGAACUUUUGUCUCCUAACGCCACCGAAAAAUCCAUUUUCUCCCGAUGACGCCACCGCUGUUGAGUCGGAGGAAAAGUCAUCAUCUCCUUCACCCUCUGCGACGGCAUCCCGAGAGAAGAAAGCGAAUGGCACAACCGUACAGACUCCCCGUGGUGGUCGUCGCCGUCGAAAGCUCAAGUUCACGCCGACGAAAGCACGAAAGUCAUCCAGCACCGCCGGGCGGAGUGGAGGAAAUGUGAGAUCGUCUGAAGCAGUGGCGAGCACCACAAGAACAACGCGACGCACAUCCGACAACAAAGUAGUGACUACGACGCUACUGAAGGACAUUAUCGUCAGUGAUCAGCAGCGGCUAGAGCAGCAGAUCGAGAUGGAAAGACGUGACUUUGAGUUCGCACAAAAACUGCAGCAGAAACUGAACCGACCGCACGGUGUGAUGCAGGAAAUCCACCGACCGUACCCGCCGGUAGCGCGGAACUGUUCCUACUCGCUCCGGCGCAAAGGAAGUGAUAAUGUCAGUGAAUCGUCCGGCGUGAGCACAAAGCGCCAGAGUGGUGAAGCAGAUGAACCGGAGGACGCCAAAAGCGUUGCCCAGAGAACACGCAAACGGAAGGCCACCAGUAGCAGCGUGGAGAACGAUGUUCCUACCGUAUCCCCGCCCAGCGAGGGUACAACGAGAAAGCGACAAACACGACGGACGAUCAAAGCGGAACCAGUAGAAUCCGUUUCACCUGCCGUGGCGAUGGCGAUGCCUCCGGUGCAGCGUAAAUCCACCCGAAACAAGGCACGCUAGGGCCGUGACCUUGUCCCGGGCCUAAUAUAGCAAGAAAGCUAUAGCCGGAUAGCAAGAUAAGAGUAAUUCCGUUCAGCAAAAUGUGCCACAAUCAUUGGUGUGUGUGCUCCGUGUGAGGGAGCGACAUCUUCACAGCCCCGGGUGGUGCCAUUGCCGCUACUCCAGUCCCAAGUAGUAGUUCCGAGAUACUUACAAAGCAAAAGGACACAUAUACACGCUCAACGCUCAACGCUCUUACAUGGUUUAAACCUUUGUUGUGGAAGUGUGGAUUUAGCCUCCCAGCGGUGAUCGGGACGACGAAGAUAGACGAUCGAGAUACGUUGCAAUACGCUCGCUAUAUUCCAGUUUAUAUGUAUAUAUACUUUCCCUUUAGCAAGUAAAAGUCGAUAAGAUAACGAUAGAAUAUUAUCAGCAGGGCGAGAAUCAUUGUAUUACGUUUAAGCCCAUUAUCCUAAAUCAGACCGGCACGGCUGGUAAGAUAGAAGCGACGCAAACCCGACGAAUCGGACAGGGGUCUAUUUUUGUUGCAUUCUUAAUCUGCAUUUACCCUGCCUUUUAGAGGCCGGGGCUGUCUUUUGUUUAGUAUUGUUUUGACCUCGUAUGCCAUUGUUUUUGAUGCCGGAGAGGAUCAUCAAGAUGACCUGUGCGCGCGCCCGCUAGCGAUAAGACGCACAGCAGAGCGAUCAACUUGAGCAGCAGCAUGUGUAUGCUUACAACAAGAAAAAAAAAACUAAUAACAAAAAACAUUUCUAUUUGCAUUCUACUACGCCGUACAGAGCAGCAGAAUUGGAUCUUGGUAGAGAAAGACGAAAAGAGGAGCAUGAAGAAUGUGAAAUUUGGAAAACUCCCAGAUACAAUAAACUUCAUAAUUGUCGA
Messenger RNA from Anopheles darlingi, 3094 nucleotides. RefSeq lists its product as uncharacterized. Gene Ontology annotation, cellular component: site of double-strand break; nucleus. Lineage: Eukaryota; Metazoa; Arthropoda; Insecta; Diptera; Culicidae. Gene Ontology annotation, biological process: double-strand break repair. The coding region runs from base 95 to 2218 and encodes 707 amino acids. Gene Ontology annotation, molecular function: ubiquitin-protein transferase activity; nucleosome binding; metal ion binding. The transcript is spliced from 4 exons. The record is from RefSeq and is a predicted model, not a curated record.